AUGGCGAUGAAUUACAGACCUAUCAAGCCUGCUCCCCCGAUGGAUGGGAGCCAUCGAGUGGACAAAUCAUCUCGAUCAGCACCGAAGAGGCUACCAGCAACCAAGACUGCUUGCUGGGGAUGCCGCAAGCGAAAAGCCAAAUGUGAUGGGCAACGACCAGCAUGUGCAAACUGCAUAAAGUCAACCAGGGAAUGCGUCUACGACACCAAUAUCAGGGAUUCAAACACAAGAGCUCUUCAGCUCGCCAACCAAGAGCUUCGAGAGCAGCUAGACGCCUCAAAUCUGCUUCUGAGGCAGCUGGCGUCAGGUGCUCCAGAAGUCCGAGGUCCUAUUCUCCAGUUUUUGGCGGGCAACAAGCAGCCUCAGGAGAUCAUUCGAGCUUUGAGGAUCGAUAAUAGCCUUGGGCUUCGACCAAAGUCGUCGGAGCGACGGCAAGAUCGUCUAUCGAUUGCUAGGCUCACAGGCGCCUCAAUCGACAAGCCAUUAUACGAUGGAAAGUGA
This is a messenger RNA of Fusarium falciforme, 501 nucleotides long. RefSeq names its product Zn(2)-C6 fungal-type domain-containing protein. Bases 1 to 501 code for a protein of 166 amino acids. The record is from RefSeq and is a predicted model, not a curated record. Gene Ontology annotation, molecular function: zinc ion binding; DNA-binding transcription factor activity, RNA polymerase II-specific. The transcript is spliced from 3 exons. NCBI's taxonomy places the organism in Eukaryota, Fungi, Ascomycota, Sordariomycetes, Hypocreales, Nectriaceae. Gene Ontology annotation, biological process: regulation of DNA-templated transcription.